UUUACGCCACCGUUUGCUUGCUUUGAGGAUUUUGCAAAUUAUCUUGAAUUACCGUGAAUGCCACUCUGAUUUAAAUAAACUGCCCAUUUUCAAGUCUGGACACAGUCUCGCGGCGCUACUGCAAACAGAGAAUAAGCAAAUUACCCAUAUGAUGCAAAUUUGGGCAUUUGGCGUGCCAUCGGUGAUUGACGUGCCAGCCUUGAGACCUAAGUUUUUGCAGUUCGGUCGCUAUAUCAGUGUUUGCCUCUCAGGAUAAGGUCAUUUGACACGAGAACGUUCAACAAAAAUCUUUCAGCUGAGUUUUCAAGUUCAAGUUAUUCAGAACACAGCUAGGAUGGAUUGCAGUAUGGACGGGGACGCGUUCCGUCGUGCAGCCAAUGAGAUGGCCGAUUUUAUCGUAGAUUACCUGAAAGGUGUUAGGGACCGCCCCGUGUUACCCUCCGUGAAGCCUGGCUAUCUACACAAGUUGCUUCCCGCAAACGCUCCUCAUCAACCUGAGGCAUGGGAGGACGUGAUGAAAGACGUAUACGACAAGAUACUGCCUGGAAUGACCCACUGGCAGCAUCCACAUUUCCACGCCUACUUCCCAGGCGGUAACUCCUACCCCUCCAUGCUGGCCGAGUUCCUGGCAGCCGGGCUGGGCAGUAUCAGUUUUACCUGGAUUGCCUCCCCUGUCAUGACAGAGUUGGAGACGGUCAUGGUUGACUGGGUUGGCCGCAUGAUGGGUCUACCCAAAGAACUGCUACCGUACACCGAAGGGUGUAAAGGGGGAGGGGUCAUUCAGACUUCAUCCAGUGAGUGCACUCUCGUGUGUCUGUUUGCUGCCAGAACAAAGACAAUUAACGCUAUGAAGGAGACACAACCAGAUGAAGAUGAGUGCAUCCUGCUAUCUAAGCUGGUGGUUUAUUUCUCGGAAGAGGCCCAUUCAUCGGUGGAGAAGGCGGCCAAUGUUGCCUUUGUGAAAAGACACAUUUUACCGACCGAUGACGAGUUCGCUCUCCGAGGGGAGACUCUACGCGAAGCAGUGGAGAAAGAUAUAGCAAGUGGACUGGUUCCCUUCUUCGUCUGUGCUACCAUGGGUACAACAAGCAGCGCAGCUGUGGAUAACAUCGAGGAGAUUGGCCAAGUCUGCGCUGAGAAGGACCUGUGGCUUCACGUGGACGGAGCCUAUGCUGGCAACGCACUCAUCUGUCCGGAGUUCAAGUAUCUACUCAAUGGGUUCCAGUAUGUAUCGUCAUUCAACUAUAAUCCUAUUAAGUGGAUGCACGUCGGCCUAGACUGCUCAGUCAUGUGGGUGAGGAACAAAUACUUGCUAGUUGAGGCACUGUCUAUCAACCGCAUCUACUACAUGGAAGCUGAACAAGAGAAGCACUUGCUUGAUUACAGGAACUGGACCAUCCCUCUGAGCCGCCGAUUCCGGUCUUUGAAACUGUGGUUUGUCAUCAGGUUGUACGGCGUGGAAGGACUACAAGCUUACAUUAGAUCGCACGUUGCCUUAGCCAAGUUGUUUGAGUCUUGGGUGCUGGCGGAUGACAGGUUCGAGGUUGUCGGCACUGUGAAGUUUGGCCUCGUUUGCUUUAGGCUAAAGGGGGAGAACAAUUUGACAGAAUUUCUACUGCAACGAAUCAACCAAUCUUUUGAGGCUCACAUGGUUCCAACCUCCCUUAAAGGGAUAUACGCCAUCCGAUUCACCCCGUCCAAUUGGUAUUACUCCGAGGAGAUUAUUAAGAAAACCUGGGACAUCAUCACCGACUUCGCCGAGGUAGUACUUCGCAAACACCAGGAAACCGUCAAGCGGUUCCAGAGUCUGCUGGCCAAGUACAAGGACUACGCCCGAGCCAGGCGUGAGUCGAUCGUCGACGGUGACGUCUUUGGAGAAGAAGAGGAGGGAUCGUGGACCGGAGUCCUCCGCAAGAUAGGGUAUCGCUCUGCAUCUUCUGGGACAUCAUCCCUCGAUGAUGUCCCGGAGGAUUCUCCCCUAGAUGCUGUCGAGGAAAAUGCACCAGUGUCUCCCACUCUUGAAGAUCGUAAGAAGGGAAUGAGAAGAAAGAGCUCCUUCCAGUCGCUGACCCGCUACUUUGACGAGUCAACGAUGACAGUCAAGCAAGCAAGCGAAACACUCUUUUCCUGA
This is a messenger RNA of Acanthaster planci (crown-of-thorns starfish), 2131 nucleotides long. Its product is annotated as aromatic-L-amino-acid decarboxylase-like. Gene Ontology annotation, molecular function: pyridoxal phosphate binding; carboxy-lyase activity. Gene Ontology annotation, cellular component: cytoplasm. NCBI's taxonomy places the organism in Eukaryota, Metazoa, Echinodermata, Asteroidea, Valvatida, Acanthasteridae. Gene Ontology annotation, biological process: amino acid metabolic process; carboxylic acid metabolic process. The record is from RefSeq and is a predicted model, not a curated record.